Molecule: messenger RNA, 2631 nt
Organism: Linum trigynum
Lineage: Eukaryota; Viridiplantae; Streptophyta; Magnoliopsida; Malpighiales; Linaceae
Source: the annotation of a GenBank genome assembly
UAGGAUGAUGAUAAGAAGAAGGAAUUGAGGUACUGGUGGAAGGAGUGUGAGAUGUAGAAGGAGAAUUAGGAUGGAAAGCCUCAAUUCCUUCUUCUUCUCAUCAUCCUAGCCCAACUAUUGACUGGCCUGAUCUGCAUUCUGAAGCCUCAAUUCCUUCUUCUUAUCAUCAUCCUAGCGCAACUAUUGACUGGCCUGAUCUGCAUUUUGAUGGGGAGGAGGAACUGUGUGCUCAGGAACCUAUUGAUGAUGGAGAGGAUCCUGGAUUAAGGAAAUCUACCAGAAUCAAAACCAAACCUGUAUGGCACAAGGAUUUCAUGUUUUCAGGAGCUACCAGUAGUCACUCCAUAUAAAACUUUGUGUCAUUUGAUAAGCUUCGUGAAUCCCAUAAGGCCUUUGUGCUAAUUGUAAUGAAUGCAGAAGAACCUAAGACCUAUGCAGAAGCUUGUAAGGAAUUGGUCUGGAGACUUUCUAUGAAUGAAGAGACGGAUGCACUGAUAGCAAAUGACACUUGGGAUGAAGUGAUCUUAGCAGAAAGGAAGAAGGCCAUUGACAACAAAUGGGUGUAUAAGAUUAAACACAAAGCUGAUGGUUCCAUAGAAAGACAUAAGUCAAGGCUGGUUGUGAAGGGCUUUACACAGGUUUAUGGUAUAGACUUCUUAGAUACCUUUUCUUCCGUUGCAAAGAUCAACUCAGUCAAGACUUUGUUAGCUGUUGCAGCAUCACAAGAUUGGCACAUCCAUCAAAUGGAUGUUUUUAAUGCAUUCCUCCAUGAUGAUUUGAAUGAGGAGGUUUACAUGAAACCACCACCUGGAGUAGUUGUUUGUGAACCAAGGAUAGUGUUUAAACUCAAGAAGUCCCUAUAUGGUUUGAAGCAGGCCAGUAGGCAAUGGUUUGCCAAAUUAACUGCAUCACUGUUGAAGAAUGGAUUCUCUCAGGCUGCCUCUGACUAUUCCAUGUUCAUCAGGAGGUUCCAGGGGGAGUGCUUGUGGUGCUAGUCUAUGUAGAUGACAUCUUAAUAGCUGGGAGUUCAUUGAGUGACAUAGAGCAGACAAAGGCUGUCUGGGAAAAGAAUUUAAAGUCAAAGAUCUAGGAGUCUUGAAGUUCUUCCUAGGGCUGGAAGUUUACAGAGAUCACAAGGGAAUCUUUGUAAACCGUAGGAAGUAUUAUAUGGAUCUUUUGGAAGAUACAGGUGACAUGGAAGCUAAGGAUUGUCUCUCUCCUGCAGAUUGUAAAGUUCAACUGAAAGCAAAGCAAUGAGAACCUUUGACAAAUCCUGAAGUUUACAAGAGGCUUGUUGGGAGGCUGCAUUACCUGACAAUUACACGCCCUAAUCUUACACACUCAGUGCAGCAAUUGUGUCAAUUUCAUAAAGAUUCCUACACUGAACACUUACAGGAUGCAUAUAGGGUAAUAAGGUACAUAAAGCAUGCACUAGGUCAAGGCCUAUUGUUCAAGAGUGGAACUAAACUAGAGUUGACAGGUUUCUCAGAUUCAGAUUGGGCCAGUUGCCCAGAUACCAGGAGAUCAGUGACAAGGUACUGUACCCUGCUGGGAGGCAGUUUGCUGACGUGAAAGUCCAAGAAACAAACCACAGUCUUGAGGUCCUCGUCCGAAGCAGAAUAUAGAGCCUUAGCUCAUUUGGUCUGUGAGUUGGAAUGGUUGAGAAGCUUGUUAGCUGAAAUGGGAAUCAAAGUUGCCCUACCAAUUGAUGUUUACUGUGAUAACCGAUCAGCUAUUCAUAUAGCAGAGAAUCCGGUGGUUCACGAAAGAACAAAACACAUUGAAAUUGACUGCCACGUUACAAGGGAAAGACUCAGUUCUGGAAUGAUCAAAUUACAGCAUGUGAGGACAGAUGAUCAAUUGGCAGAUCUUUUUACUAAAGGUUUGACUGGCUACAAGUUGAGCUAUCUGUUGGAUAAGUUGGGAGUCUCUGAUAUGUACUCGCCAACUUAUGGGGGAGUAACAGAGAAGAAUGCUCGAAUGGAGCUUGAAGAAGAAGUGGUGCAGAAGUGCAGCAACGCUGACUGAAGAGCAGUAGCUGAAGAACAGAAGAAGAAUAGGGCAGACACGUUUCGUUUCUGCCUUUCCCUCCACCUAGCGAGAAAAUCUUGUAUAGUCCCGGCCUACCACGUCACUUUGACUAUGUGGUACACCAACCCAAUAGAAGAUGGACUCGUGGGACAGUAUUUAUUGUUGUGAUUUAUUCCCGCUCCCCUACAAGUCUGUCCCUGUUUUCAAUAUUCAUGUUUCCUUCUUUGAGUUCAUCUCGAAUACAGAGAAAAAAUAAAUCUGUCUUUUUUUUUAUAGAAUCUAAAAGGUUCCUCCAUUAGAGAAUUUACAUCAAUUUAAUUGUUUUUACAAAUGCAUUUAUACGGUUUAUUUCUAUGUCCAAAAUACAACUGAAUUCACUUUCAUUCACCUACAUCAAUGUAAUUAACUUGCAAUUGUGUAUAUGAGCAAAAAUUUUUCUUUUAAUAAAAUAAAAACGAUAUGUGUUUAUUAUUUUAUUCAUAAAAAAAAUAAAAAAAAUUCAUGGAUAUCAGAGUAAAAUUGCAAAUGGAAUUGCAAGAAAUGAUAGCUUGCAUAUUCCAAUCGAACUUCCAUCAAUGCAAAUAAGAUUGCAAUUGCAUU